Molecule: messenger RNA, 384 nt
Organism: Dictyostelium purpureum
Lineage: Eukaryota; Evosea; Eumycetozoa; Dictyosteliales; Dictyosteliaceae
Exons: 1
Coding region: 1-384 (127 amino acids)
Biological process (GO): translation
Cellular component (GO): mitochondrion; ribosome
Molecular function (GO): structural constituent of ribosome
Source: RefSeq, a predicted model, not a curated record
AUGAUCACCAAAAUUUUAGAUACCCUUACAAGAAAGCAAAGAGUUAUUUCAGGUUUAGUAAUCUCAAAAACCCAUACAAAAACAGCUUUAUGUUUAGUCAAAAAACUUUACUUUGAUAAAGGAAAAUAUGCUGCAUUAGAAUAUAAAAGAACUAAAUAUAUGAUUCACGAUCCAGAAGAUAUUUGCAAUGUUGGUGAUCAAGUUCAUUUUCAAGAAUGUGCACCAAUUUCAAAAAGAAAAACCCACACUUUAACCAAAAUCGUAAAAAGAAAUGUUGCCACCGAUUUCAUCAAACAAAACCCACAAUACAUUGUUACACCAAAUGAAAUUGCAAGAAGAAAAGAACAAGAUAAAAUUAAAUAUACUCAUAUUGCUGAUUUAUAA